CCUGGCGUCCGGUCUCCUAGCAACGACACGGACUCUUGGAAACCGCCCCUUUCUUAUCCCUCCUACCACCAACGGUCCAAUUUGCUGCCCGCAAAUCCUCUCCACACCCAUCAAACUCCAGAUUCUUCACCCCGACUUCCUUGUCUUCGACUACAUCCCUAACAAGUUGCUCAGAAUCAACCCACUUCCCCUAAGAUUCUCUCUCCUCCGCCAUCCUCGGUUUGGCUAUCCUUAGAAGUAGUCCAAGUUUCUCCGCUCCUCUUUGUUCCUUUCCCGCCUCAGGCCGGCAGCUGUCUACUUUAGAUGAUGCCUGGAGCUAAACUUGCCCAGAGUCCAGAGGAAAAGGAUGUCUACAUUACUGAAGCCCUUAUCACUGAGCGGAACUUGACCUUCCCUGAGGAUGAAGAUCUGUCAGAGAAGAUGUUUCACACUCUUGCUGAACUGCAGACUGUGCGCCUGGACCGGGAGGGGAUUACCACUAUCAGGAACUUAGAGGGUCUCCAGAAUCUUCACAGUCUCUAUCUGCAAGUGAAUAAGAUCCAGCGAAUUGAGAACCUGGCUUGCAUCCCCUCCUUGCGUUUCCUGUCUCUAGCAGGAAACAGAAUCAAGCACGUGGAAAACCUCCUUGACCUCCCAUACCUCCAGUUUCUGGACCUCUCUGAGAACCUGAUAGAAACACUGAAGCUGGAUGAGCUCCCACUGAGCCUCCUCAUCCUCAACCUGACUGGCAAUGGCUGCACCAAGCAGAAGCGCUACAGGGAGACGGUGAUAGCGGCCCUGCCACUGCUCCUGGACCUGGAUGGGCAGCCUGUGUCAGAGCGCUGGAUCUCAGAUGAGGAGGACAAAGCCUCUGAUGAUGACGAUGAGUUCCCGGAGCUGAGUGGCCCAUUCUGUUCAGAGCGAGGCUUCCUCAAGGAGCUUGAGCAGAUGAACAGACACCAGGAGCGCAGGCAGCAAGAAGCCCUGACGGACCACUUUCUGAGGAUGGAGAUCCAGCCCACCCUCACUGAAUUGCCCCUGCUACAUGGGGUGCCCGUGGCUGGGGAGAGCAACCCUUCUGUCACUCCAGAGCAAGGAAAGGAGUCACCCCCUGAGGCUGCCUCUUCACUCCAGGCCUCGUCUCCCACCAAGAAACCAUGCACUCUGGUUCCCAGGGCCCAGCAAAGCUCUGUCCAGACAAGGAAGGGGGCCUCAGCAGCAUCAGUCCCCAAAACCUCUCUGGGUAGGGCCCUUAGCACAACCAAAACUACAACCAAAAAAAUCAAGAAGUGAAGUGUGGCCUCCCUAUGUAAGUUUUCUCUCCUCAGACCCCUCACCUCCCCAGUAAACUGUCUCUAGGCUUUUCAUGUCACAUGGCGGCAUCUCAGGGUAAGGAACCAGUAAAUAAAAUAGCAGCCUAAUUCUAAA
Molecule: messenger RNA, 1407 nt
Organism: Sciurus carolinensis (gray squirrel)
Lineage: Eukaryota; Metazoa; Chordata; Mammalia; Rodentia; Sciuridae
Gene: Lrrc46
Product: leucine rich repeat containing 46
Exons: 8
Coding region: 304-1272 (322 amino acids)
Molecular function (GO): protein binding
Source: RefSeq, a predicted model, not a curated record